Messenger RNA from Corticium candelabrum, 1395 nucleotides. RefSeq lists its product as uncharacterized. The coding region runs from base 178 to 1242 and encodes 354 amino acids. Lineage: Eukaryota; Metazoa; Porifera; Homoscleromorpha; Homosclerophorida; Plakinidae. The record is from RefSeq and is a predicted model, not a curated record. The transcript has 7 exons.
UGUUUUGUUCUACAGCAAAAUUUCUCUCCUGCCUGCACUUCAGUUGUGUAACAACCUGUGCCAUUAUCACCAUCUAAUCCAUCUAACGGCUCCAUAAAACAAUAUGCGUUGAUAGUGUUGUGCUCAUCGAGAUCACGUGCCCCUUUAAUGGUCUUGUGAGUGAGACAAAAGCAGAUCAUGUUGAUCAGUGUUAGUCGAAGAAUUGCUACAGUCGGUCAAUGGCGUUACCCCUUCUUGCUCACACCGGUAAAACGCUUUCUGGUGACACACUUGCCAGUUAACGUUGCCAGCAGACAAGGCAGUUGGAAACAAAUACGCAACUGGUGCUGCACUUUUACGACAACGGAAAUGUUUACAGUCGGUCGACAUUCACACAGAGAAGACAAUAUCAAUCUGGCUGAACACUACAAACAGUAUGGCUACGUUAUCAUACAGGAUUUACUGUCUAGCAGCGAGGUGGUGUCUUUACUGGAUGAAAUGGUUGCCAUUUGUCGCGGUGCUCGAGGCCCUAUUCCUGGCAUUGAGUCGAAUGACUGUAAGAGAACCGACGUUGAAGUGCUGGAGAAAUAUCUCUGUAUUCAUUUUCCACACAAAAUUUCCACAUGUAUCCAUGAUCUAGUUAAAGAACCCAAGACCGUCUCUGUGCUACAGCAAUGUAUCGGUCCCAACGUAAAAUCAAUGCAGACCAUGAUGUUCAUGAAAGGUCCUGGCAAGAGAGGGCAGGCGUGUCACCAGGAUGAAUACUACAUUCCAACAAGAGACAGAUCAUUGUGUGCUUCUUGGGUGGCUCUUGAUGAUGCCACAGUAGAGAACGGGUGCAUCUGGAUUAUUCCUGGGUCUCACCAUCGAGGGAUAAUUUAUCCGAUGAGUGAUCAAAGCAAUGAUGAAAGAUACGAUUCGAGUGGUGAAAGUAUCGGACACAACUAUCCAGAGUCAGCAUGGCAGCCUGUUCCUCUUACAUCAGGAAGUGCAAUCUUUUUUAACGGAUACUUACUGCAUCGAUCUCUUCCCAACAAGUCAAAGUCAUUUCGUCGAGCAUUUGCAAACCACUACAUGUCAGCCGAAUCACUCUUGCCUUGGACCAAUGACGGGCGUUUUGAUACAAAAGAUGACAUGCGUGACUUCAUUCUAGUGUGUGGAGAAGAUCCGUAUGCAGGUCUAAAGCCUUUACAGAACUUUACCAAACCGUUUGUACGUGCAGAAGUACGAAAAGAAGGAGCUGUAUUCAAUGAAGUGGCGUAGCACUAUAACCUAAUUUGUACACGACUCACUACAUUUACAAUACUAGAAUGUUCAAAAUUGAAUAUUUUGUGUAGAUACAAAAAUUUUUGACUAGCUAAAUGGUUACAAAUGUUACUCAAAUUAAAAUACCCUAGAGCGAAUUAGCAGUCAUUU